UUUUUUAGAUAACUGUCUUGUUGUAUGCUUGUAAGGAUGAUUUAUUACUUAAUCGCGCAAAAUAUGACGAGCUAAGAUCAACUCUGAUGCUGUUCGGCUACAAUUUGGCACUGCAUAAUCGGCCAAUCAGUGUGCGGGCAUUGAUGCUAUGCUUGGUCGUGUUGUUCAGUUCUUAUGAGAGCUAUAGAAGAUGGCUGAUUAAAAAUGCUAGAAUGAGCAGCGGAGGAGUGAAGUUCAGCAAGUAUGACUCAGUGGAGCAAGUGGGCGUGGCCAUGUGUGAACAGGUGGUGCACAGUGCUCUCGAGUGUCUGCAGAUGAAGAAGCAGUUCUCGCUUGGAGUGUCGGGUGGAUCCAUGACUAAGCUGCUGUCCAAUCUACCCAAGCUGUUUGCUGACAACGAGGUUUUGAAAGCUGGUUUGGACAAUGGACAGGUGAAAAUAUUCCUGUGCGAUGAGCGGAAAGUGUCCUACGAAAGCGAAGACUCCACUUAUGGAGCGUACAAGAAAGUGUGGACUGGUGGCUCUGUGGACCUGGUCUCAGCCCUGGUGCCCAUCAACCCCGACCUGUCUCUGGCAGAGUGUGCCUCUGACUAUGAGGCCAAAAUGGCAGCUUCAACUGGUCCCUCUUUGUCCCUAGAUCUGGCGCUUCUCGGAAUUGGACCGGAUGGCCACACGUGCUCACUGUUUCCUGCUCAUCCUCUUUUGAAGGAAUCAAAAGUGGGCAUUGUUCCUAUCAGUGAUUCGCCGAAGCCCCCUCCCGAGAGAGUGACUCUGACUUUGCCUGCGGUUAGAGCAGCAGCUAAAAAGAUAGUAUUCGCUACUGGAUCCGGCAAACAGCCUAUUGUCAAGAGGGUUCUGGUGGACGGUGAAACUUCAGACGUUAUUCCAGUGUCUCUUGUCCCUUCGGGAAAGCAGGACGAAUCGGUUCUCUGGCUCAUAGAUGGCGAAUCCAGUAAGGACCUGAACCUAUAACCUGUUGUAUGCAACUAAUGGUGCUGUAUUUGGAACUUAGAUUAUUACUGUUAAUUAUUCUUAUCUAUCACAACAGACAAAUUUCAGUGUCGAUAAAUUAUAUUUUUUUCUUAUUUUAAAUGGCACUCUUCAGUUCUACCACUGUGUCAUUGAAGGCAGUGCUGUUGAUUGACCGCUCCCGCUCUGCCCCUUUUUCUACCAUUACUUCUGCUCUAAUUGUCUGACAACACAAUGUGAACAAUAAAAAUUUAUAAAAUCAAAA
Molecule: messenger RNA, 1233 nt
Organism: Symsagittifera roscoffensis
Lineage: Eukaryota; Metazoa; Xenacoelomorpha; Acoela; Convolutidae
Product: 6-phosphogluconolactonase-like
Exons: 6
Coding region: 87-971 (294 amino acids)
Biological process (GO): pentose-phosphate shunt; carbohydrate metabolic process
Molecular function (GO): 6-phosphogluconolactonase activity
Source: RefSeq, a predicted model, not a curated record